CUCUGUGAUGUCGAACCCGGUGAGCAUUGUUGACGCACACAUGACAUUUCUGAGCGUCAAAAAGCAGGAAAAACUGGUUUGAAGACAUUCUCUCUUCUCGGUUUCAGUCGUCUCUCCCAUAAUAAGAACAUGCUGCUUAGCUUUUAUCGCUAUUAGAAGAUAAUGGAGACCUAUAGGAGAGGUUCACAAGUAAGUUUACGCACACUCAAUGACCUCAUGGAAUCUCCUCUCACCACUGAGGAAAUGCACAAACGAUUAAAUGACGACAAGGAUUCGAUUUCAAGACGGGACAAUAACAUGGACAAAGAGUCUACCAGCUCACCUCUGUCCACACUGGAUGAGUUACAAGAACAGCUGGUAGUGGACCAUGAAGGCAACAGCAAUGAUACAGUUGAGACAGGUCAAACUGAGCAUUCUGACCCGGACGGGGCCCCCAAGCCCCCUCGGUCAUACAUAGAUGAAGGGUUACCGGAUCUGCUCCGGAGUGGAAGCCCACUUCGCAGACGAGUGUCCAGCCCGGUGUCUGCCACGCUGAAACAUGUGAAAAGGGAGGUGGCAUUAUCUCGGCAGCGCAGUCUGAGGCUCAAGGCUCAGGUGGAUAGACUGGAACAACAAAACGAAAGCGGACCUGGCUGGAGUGAAAACAGACAGCGGGUGGCAGAGGAGGUUCAGUCUGUUGUAAAGCUGCUACUUCCUCUGACAGACUUGGAAGCAGCAGAAGUCAAUCAGCCGUCCCAGGCCAACACUUUAGACACCGCAUUGCUUCAGCUGAAGAAGGUGGCCCGCAGUCUCGCCCUUAAAAACAACUCUCAGGGAAAGGAGAGGUCUGGGGAAGAUGCUGCCAUUUUACAGCAAGCUCUGUGGGACAGAGAUGAAGCCGUUGCAAAAAAACAUGCAAUGGAGACUGAGCUAUUGAGAAGCAAGAACGAAAUGAUGACACUAAACAACCAACUUCUGGAAGCUGUUCAGAGUCGACUAGAACUGUCCAUUGAGCUGGAGGCCUGGAAAGAUGACGUACAGACCAUUCUUCAUCACCAGCUCCUCAAACAGCAGCAGGAAGAACAGGCCCAGAAGAAGCCUAAAGGGUUCUCUGUUUUGCGGCGCUCAAAUAAGCCCCUCCCUCAAAAACCUGAUUAUUCCACCCUGGCGCACACACCUGUGUCGACCCCCCAGUCACCUGCAGCAACUCAGAGAUGGAAAGACAAGUUCAGACGCGGAAAAAUCGCUACACAGGGACCUGAGUCUCAGCCACAAAUGAGCGACAAAGAGGACAAUUUUCAAACGAUUUCUUUGGACUGACGAGGCAGUUUCAGUGACACGUAACUUAUGGAUGAUCUCACAUCUCAUUGAUUGUUCGCUGAUUUAGAUCAUAUUGCCACACCACAGUGAGAUGACAAUCUUAAGGAUGUAAAUAAUAUUACGAAUAAUGUUAUGACGCAUUAAACUGGAUGUGCUUUUCUCUGUAGAGGUGAUGUUAACUGUGACUGAGAAUAUGAGGAGGUUUUGAAUGACAUGAUAUCUGGUCUAUUGUUAAGAAAAGGGAAUAAAGGUGACAGAGAAAACAAUACAACAUUAUUCGAGGCUGAUUUAUAAGGCUCUUUGGAAUAAUUCUUUCAGGAACAUACACCAUUUUUCCUCUUUAAAAAAAAGACUUUAUUAAUUAUUAAUCCACAUUGGGUUAAAUUAUGCUCCAAGGCCAUUUUGUGGUGGUUUCUGAAAGUGAUCACUGUGCAUUACUAUAUUCAUUCUAUGAUUUUUGAGUAAUCAUUCAAAGAUACUGAUUUGGGGCUCAAUAA
Molecule: messenger RNA, 1796 nt
Organism: Rhinichthys klamathensis goyatoka
Lineage: Eukaryota; Metazoa; Chordata; Actinopteri; Cypriniformes; Leuciscidae
Gene: bicdl2l
Product: bicaudal-D-related protein 2-like
Exons: 6
Coding region: 163-1299 (378 amino acids)
Biological process (GO): Golgi to secretory granule transport; vesicle transport along microtubule
Source: RefSeq, a predicted model, not a curated record